Molecule: messenger RNA, 4165 nt
Organism: Centruroides sculpturatus (bark scorpion)
Lineage: Eukaryota; Metazoa; Arthropoda; Arachnida; Scorpiones; Buthidae
Biological process (GO): telomere maintenance; DNA repair
Molecular function (GO): DNA helicase activity
Source: RefSeq, a predicted model, not a curated record
AUGACGUACAAGUGUCAGUGGUGUAACGCCUUGAAGUGGAAAGAUGAGACACCUGGCAUGUGUUGUAGCGCCGGUAAAGUACAACUUGAGCCGUUUAAACAACUGCCUGAACCACUUUACAGUCUGGUUAAUGAUUUACACCCAAAUCAUGUACACUUCAUGGAUAAUAUCCGAAAAUAUAAUGCCUGUUUUCAAAUGACUUCCUUUGGUGGAAAACAAAUAAAAGAAGGCGGUUUUUCACCAACUUUUAAAGUUCAAGGACAAGUCUAUCAUUUAAUUGGAAGUAUAUUACCGGAACCUGGGCAGUAUGCACAGUUUCUGCAAAUUUAUUUCGUCGGUGAACAUGAUAGAGAAGCUAAUAUUCGAUGUUCUAAAUUUCCUGAUUUGAGACCAAAUUUAAUCAAACAAUUGCAGCUUAUGUUACAUGAGGUGAACCCAUACAUAAAAGAUCUAAAAACAGCCAUUGAUAAAAUAUCGCCUUCAGAGUCAUUCAAGGUCGUAAUACAUGCAGAUAAAAAACCACAAAGAGAACACAGAGGCAGAUUUAAUGCACCAACGGCAAAUGAAGUGGCUGUUGUAUUGGUAGAUCAGCAUUUUGACCGAAGAGACAUCAUCCUCGAAAGCCGAAGUAACUCACUUCAGCGUAUCAGGGAGAUACAUCCAGCUUAUGACGCGCUGCAGUACCCGUUGAUGUUUUGCUGGGGGGAUGAUGGCUAUUCAAUCAACAUACCACAAUGCGAUCCCACAACUAAGUUUCCCUUGAAAAAAACAGUCUCUGCUUUAAGUUUUUAUUCAUACAGAAUAAUGAUCAGAGAAGGAGAAGAUAACUUUUUGGUUAAAUAUCGCGCUCUUUUUAGUCAAUAUUUGGUAGAUGAAUACGCAAAAAUAGAAACUGAAAGACUAAACUACAUAAAAAACAAUCAAGCCAAAUUGCGCGCAGAUAAUUAUAUUCAUUUAAAAGAUGCAAUUGGACGGCAAGAUACUGAAGCAAAUCAGCUGGGACAAAUGGUAGUACUUCCAUCAUCUUUUACUGGUGGACCAAGAUACAUGCACGAAAAAACGCAAGACGCCAUGACCUAUGUUAGACAUUACGGUCGUCCCGACCUUUUUAUUACUUUUACAUGUAACCCACGCUGGAGUGACAUAAAUGAGCACUUACUUUCAGGACAAAAAUCUCAUGAUCGAUACGAUAUUAUUUCGCGUGUCUUUCGAUUAAAGGUAAAAAAGGUCAUGGAUUUGUUGAUAAAAGGGAAAAUAUUCGGUGAAGUGAGAUGCUAUAUGUAUUCGACAGAAUGGCAAAAGCGAGGUCUUCCGCAUAUUCAUAUACUUUUAUGGCUUCAACAUCGCAUCACUCCGGAUCAAAUUGACAAUAUUAUUUGUGCUGAAAUACCUAACCCUGAUCGUGAUCCUGAGCUUUACGAAAUUGUUAAAAGUAAUAUGAUACAUGGCCCCUGUGGAAGUUUAAACCGAAAUUCUCCAUGCAUGAAAGAUAAUUCGUGCAGCAAACGUUAUCCUAAGACUCUUAUUAAGGAAACUCAAACCGGUGAUGAUGGUUAUCCGCAGUACAGGAGACGUUCUCUGGAUGACGGUGGAUUCUCUGUCAAUAUCAAGGGUGUUACAAUAGAUAAUCGUUGGGUGGUUCCUUAUAAUCCAGUGCUAUUAAGAACAUGUAACGCUCACGUGAACGUAGAGUAUUGCCAUUCAGUGAAGUCAAUCAAAUACGUUUGCAAAUAUGUUAAUAAAGGGUCAGAUCAGGCUACGUUUACUUUAGAGAACGAGAAGGAUGGGAAGGAUGAAGUUACAACCUACGCAAGUGGUCGAUAUAUAAGUUCAGCUGAAGCAGUUUGGCGAAUCCUUCAAUUCCCAAUACAUGAGCGUUUUCCUCCUGUAGUGCAUCUUGCUGUCCAUUUAGAAAAUGGACAGAGAAUUUAUUUUAAUGAGCAGAACUUGUGCGACAAAUUGAGUAGUCCUCCUACAACUACACUCCUCUCCUUUUUCGAUCUGUGUAACGUGGAUGACUUUGCAAAAACAUUGCUAUACUCGGAAGUCCCUGCGUAUUACGUUUGGAACAAGCGAUCGUUUCAGAGAAGGAAGAAAGGAGUGAAUGUUGAAGGAUGGUCAGGGGUCAAAAAAGAACACGUUCUAGGUAGAGUUUAUACUGUUCAUCCAAACAAUACAGAAUGCUACCACCUUCGAAUGCUUCUACAUGAGAUCAGAGGCCCAAUUUCAUUUGAAGCGUUGAAAACUGUACAUGGUCACUUACAUCCCACUUUCCAAUCCGCGUGCAAGGCUCUAGGUCUACUCGAAGAUGAUCGGCAUUUGGAUUCAGCUCUUGAAGAGGCAGCACUUUGUCAAACACCGCAUAUGAUUCGAGACCUUUUUGCUAUCAUUUUAUUGUUCUGCCAGGUUUCCGACCCCUUAUGUCUUUGGGAAAAAUACAAAGAAUACCUUUCUGAAGACUUUAAAAAACAACUGCAAAGGCAAGGUGACGUGAAUGUAGAGCACUCAUCGGACCUGAUAUUUAACAAAUGCCUGUCGGUAUUAGAGGAUGCCGUAUUAUCAUUAGGCGGCCGUCCUCUUAAAGAGUAUGGAUUACCUCAGCCAAUAACAUCAAUACAUUUUGAAAAUAGAGAGUACGUGAAGGAGACCAGUUACGAUACAGUGGCCUUAGAAGACGCAGUAAGAAAAAAUGAAGCAUCCUUGAAUGACGAGCAACAGGAAGUUUACAAUAAAAUUAUUACAAGUGUAGAUGCAAAUGACGGUCGAAUAUUCUUCUUAGACGCUCCAGGUGGAACUGGUAAAACCUUCCUUAUUAAUUUACUUUUGGCGAAAGUAAGAAGUACUCACGGCAUUGCCCUGGCUGUGGCGUCGUCAGGCAUAGCUGCUACAUUACUCGAAGGUGGUCGAACUGCUCAUGCUACUUUUAAGUUACCACUCAAUUUAAUCACUGCCGAGACUCCCAUUUGCAACAUCUCCAAACAAAGUAAUUUUGCUGAAGUUUUAAAGAGUACAAAAAUAAUCGUGUGGGACGAAAUAACGAUGGCUCAUAAAAGUGGUAUUGAAGCCUUAAACAGAUCACUAAGGGAUAUAAGGGGUAAUACAAAAUUAAUUGGUGGCGUAACAGUUUUGCUGGCCGGAGACUUUCGGCAGACUCUACCAGUGGUGCGAAAAGGAACCAGAGCUGACGAAGUAAAGUCGUGCAUUAAGAAAUCUAAUUUGUGGCCCCAGGUUAAUAUUCUUAAGCUCUCUAAAAAUAUGAGAGCACAUUUGGGCGGGGAUGAGUCUGCUGGUAGAUUUUCAUAUCUCCUUCUUAAAAUCGGUAAUGGUGAUUUUCCAUCGUUUGAUGGAAUGAUAACCAUCUCGGAAGAAUUGUGCACAGUUGUUACUACGGUUCAAGAAUUGCUGUCUAAAGUUUAUCCAGACAUUAUUCAUAUACAUGACAAGCCUAUUGAAUGGUUAUGUGAGCGUGCCAUAUUUACUGCAAAGAACGAUCAAGCAGCAGCUCUCAACGAUAUCCUGCUCAUGUCGUUUGAGGGCGAAGAAAGGGUCUAUACUUCGAUUGAUACUGUGGUUAAUACAGAUGACGCUACUAAUUACCCUGUAGAAUUUUUAAAUUCAUUGAAACCGCCAGGUUUGCCUUAUCAUAAGCUUAUUCUGCGUGUGGGCACUCCAAUUAUGUUGUUGCGAAAUUUAAAACCACCAAAACUUUGUAACGGUACGAGACUGCAAGUGAAAGCGUUACAUCGCAAUAUAGUGGAAGCCACUAUAUUAACUGGGUGUGCGAAAGGGGAAACUGUAUUUAUACCACGAAUCCCAUUAAUACCUAAUGAUAUCCCGUUCGAAUUUAAACGAUUACAGUUUCCCCUAAAAGUCUGCUUUGCCAUGACAAUAAACAAGUCUCAGGGGCAAACUCUCAAAUUUGCGGGUAUUGACUUGAGAGAACAUUGCUUCUCUCAUGGACAGUUUUAUGUUGCUUGCUCACGAGUAAGUUCACCCAAUAGCUUGAUAGUUUUAGCGCCUAAUGACAGAUUAGUUAAGAAUAUUGUGUACAAAGAAGUUUUGUAGGCCCUAAUUUUUUACACACGCUAAACAAAAGUAAAGCCGCAAAAACUAUACCUAAUUAAUAAUAAUACUUCUUAACGCGAGCGAAGCCGCGGGCAAAAGC